This is a messenger RNA of Eucalyptus grandis, 1084 nucleotides long. RefSeq names its product DEAD-box ATP-dependent RNA helicase 52C. Gene Ontology annotation, molecular function: RNA binding; ATP binding; RNA helicase activity. Lineage: Eukaryota; Viridiplantae; Streptophyta; Magnoliopsida; Myrtales; Myrtaceae. The coding region runs from base 1 to 849 and encodes 282 amino acids. The transcript is spliced from 4 exons. Gene Ontology annotation, cellular component: nucleus. The record is from RefSeq and is a predicted model, not a curated record.
AUGGCGUGGAACGAGCCGUUUGGCGAGCCGGCUCACCGGCCCGGUCGCCCCCCGGCCGGCCCUUCUACGCCCCUCCCCACGACGACGGGUAUUUCGGCCCCGGCGCCGCCGACCCGGCUUGGUCCCGCCCCCGAUUCGGCGCCUUCGACGCCGGGCCCCCCGCGGCCGCCGCUGUGGAGAUCGCUUCCCCGGCCGCCGAGCGGAGGUACGGCGGGACGCGAGGCCCGAGCGGGAUUUCGGCUCGCUCGACGUGGCUGCCAAGUUCGGCGACCUCGAGGUCGUCGUCGAGGAGAGCGACGACGCCGGCAGCGGGGCCAUCAACUUCGCCGCGUACGAGAACGUGCCGGUGGAGGCCAGCGGCUCCGACGUCCCGCCGCCGGCGGGCACGUUCGAGGAGAUCGACUUGGGGAGGCGCUGAGCCUGAACAUCAGGCGUUGCAAGUACGCGAAGCCGACGCCGAUACAGCGUCACGCGAUCCCGAUAGCCGUCGCCGGGCGCGACCUCAUGGCGUGCGCACAGACCGGGUCCGGCAAGACGGCCGCCUUCUGCUUGCCGAUCGUCUUCGGGGUCUUGCGCGAGGGCUCGAAGAGAGACAGGCACCCGUCGUCGAGAAGAACCGCGUGUCCUUCGGGCCUCGUUCUGUCUCCGACGAGGGAGUUGGCUUGUCAGAUAUAUGAAGAGGCGAAAAAGUUUGCAUAUCAAACCGUUGUGAAGGUUGCUGUUGCAUAUGGUGGUGCGCCAUUUGGUCAGCAGUUGGCAUCGCCACCUUCGCUGCCCUGCCGAGACUGUGUCCGGCGGCAUCACGAAUCUAUUGUUGAAGGUUUCUGUGAAAGAAGAAAGCGGAAAUGAGGAAUCCAUUACCGUCAGAUUGUAUGGGCCGAACACCGAGUAUGUCAUUGACCGCGAAAGAGAAUUCCACGUGAGUUUUUAUUUUGAAUAACUGUGUUGUAUGUUAAUUCCUUGUUUUUUAGUAGACUGGACUUGUUUCCUGAGUGCUUUAAUGGAGAGUUCUGUAAUCUCAUUUUUCCAGCAUGUAUUAUUUCCUUUAGUUAAGGUUUUUCGUUCUUGAUCUCUUUGGUAUUCA